Molecule: messenger RNA, 5037 nt
Organism: Mobula hypostoma (lesser devil ray)
Lineage: Eukaryota; Metazoa; Chordata; Chondrichthyes; Myliobatiformes; Myliobatidae
Gene: spire2
Product: spire-type actin nucleation factor 2
Exons: 16
Coding region: 165-2381 (738 amino acids)
Biological process (GO): polar body extrusion after meiotic divisions; cleavage furrow formation; actin filament network formation
Cellular component (GO): cell cortex; cytoplasmic vesicle membrane
Molecular function (GO): actin binding
Source: RefSeq, a predicted model, not a curated record
GAAAGAAAAUGUAAGCAUGAGGCUGGGCUGGCCCGGCCCAGAGCGGGACGAUCACAUGGUGCCUGCUGAUUGACACUGGAGCUGCGGACUGAGGCUGCCUGCGACUCGCUGUUGUGGAAACCCAGAGAAACGCUGAGCAGUGGAAAUGAGAAGGCGAAGGAGAGAUGGCCCGGUCAGCUAGUGAUGGGGAAUCCGAGCAGCAGGUAGCCGGCUCCAACGACGUGCUGGAGCUGCAGGUUUUAUCCUUGGAUGAGAUCCUGAGAGCCUACGAACAGCCGAUCAAUGAAGAACAAGCUUGGGCGGUGUGUUACCAAUGCUGCCGAUCCCUGCACAGAGACUGGCCCCGGGAACAGGUGCGCGUCGGCCGCGUCCGGGAGCUCGCAGCUAUCCUUCUGCAUCGGGAUGGCACCGUGUCCCUCUGCGAAGAGCAGAAGAGGCCCUCACAUGCAGAUCCAAAGAAGAAAAUAUCCCCUCCAUUAUGUACAGAAAGACAGAUGGUGCAGUCCCUUGGAUUUGCUAUUUACCGAGCUCUGGAUUGGGGUUUGGAUGAGAAUGAAGAGCGGGAGUUGAGCCAACAACUGGAACAGCUUAUUGACCAGAUGGCCAACAAUGACUCUGAAGGCAGCAAUGGCACAGCUGACGAAGGGUACAGCGGGCAGGAUGAGGAGGAGGAGAGUGACGGCUCACCACGUUCUGUCAGUACUUUUGAACAAGUUAUGAAGGCAUGCACUAAACAUUUGUUGGACCAAAGUGAGGCAGAUGCACAUUUUCAAGCUGUCUGCAAGGCUUUAUUUGUGGAAACAUUGGAAUUACAAACAUUCCUAGUGAAAAUUAAGGAAGCUAAAGAGUUGCUGAAGAAGAUGCAGACUGGAGAGUCACAGCAGAUCCCACUGGUGGAAUUGGACAACCUCAACCACACAGACUGGGCUCGUCUUUGGGUACAGCUGAUGCGAGACCUCCGCCAUGGUGUAAAACUUAAGAAAGUUGAAGAAAAGCAGUACAACCCCCUUCCCACAGAAUACCAACUUACGCCAUUUGAGAUGUUAAUGCAGGACAUUAAAGCACGGAAAUAUAAACUACGCAAAGUCAUGGUUGAUGGUGACAUCCCACCAUGCGUGAAGAAAAAUGCCCAUGAGCUCAUUCUUGAGUUUAUAAGAUCACGGCCUCCAUUAAAACCGGUCUCUGAAAGGAAUCUACGGCCCAAACCUCAAAAGCCACGCAGUUUACAUGAGCGGAUCUUGGAAGAGAUAAAGUCAGAAAGAAAACUUCGACCAGUGCCAACUAUUGGUGGAAAGAAAAACAAAGAGAUGAUAUUUGGAUCAUUGCCAUGUCUGGUACAUGCCUGCACCGAUGAGCUGAAGUCAACUUCGUGCAUGGACCUCUCAGUUCCUGAGGCAAUGGGAAGUGCGCAGAGACCUAGACCCAAGGUUCUACUUAAAGCACCAACACUGGCUGAAAUGGAUGAAAUGUGCAUUUCAGAGGAAGAAGAUUCACCAAGUGGAGAAAUGCAAAGGGUUGCCGGCUCCCCAGUUCCUCUGAAACGUGAUCGCUCAUUCUCAGAACGUGAUCUCAUCCAGCUGCAGGCUGAAUUUGCCUUGUCUCAUUCGGACUCAGACUCUCUCUCAACAGAGGAUUCCCACACAAGGUUACGUUCAGGGACUGAAUCCGUAACCAGAGCUGUGUCUGAGCAUAAAGCAGAUCAUAACGAGGAGGUAUGGUCUAUGGAGGCUCAUAGAACUCGUUCUUCUUCUGCAGGGGGAGGGAUCCUGCGUACUUCAAGGAGUAUUUCUGAGAACCGUUCAAAUUUUUCCAAAUGCUCGUUGAUGGAGGAGUUCAGUCACCCUGUAGAAAGUCUGGCACUGACUGUGGAAGAAAUAAUUAAUGUUCGAAAAGUCUUGGUUAAAGCUGAAAUGGAAAAGUUUCUGCAAAACAAAGAUCUCUACAAUGGCCUGAAAAAGGGGAAGGUAUGCUGCUGCUGUAAAACUAAGUUCCCCAUGUUAUCGUGGCCUUCAACAUGUCUCUUUUGUAAAAGAUCUGUCUGUGGUUCCUGCAGUUUGAAGAUUAAGAUACCUUCCAAGAAACCUGCCCAUAUACCAGUCUACACUCUGGGUUUUGAGAAUACUCAAGGAGCCCGUCAGACACAAUCUUCCCAGGCAAAAGCACUCUUCCAAUCUCAGUCCUUGAGGAAUAUCAGUAACCGGUCGGUAGAACAGGAAUUCCCACACCUUUAUGCACAUGGCUGUAGCUUCAAGGAUAUUUGUGCUGAAUGCACAAAAUUUGUUGCUGAUGUCAUUAAUUCAAGCAGAAUAAGUAUGGACCUUCUGAACAACACUCCUUCAAGGAGAAUUCAGUCUAUGUACUCGUGCUCCACCAGAUCUUGAGAGAAGUACAAGAAGCAACAACUGGCUGACAUCAUGUAGUCCUUGGACAAAGUUGUCAGCAGUCACACUGCAUGAGCUAUUGUUAAUCCCUAAACCAACUGAAUGUGAUAUUUCGAGGCUGUGCCCAACUCAUUCUGACCAACUACAAACAUGACACAUAGUAACCAGGAAAGAUACAAAAGAACUGGAGUUUAUAGAGGUCAUGUUUAACAUUUUCAUGGUAAAACUCUUUUCACAUUGAGGCAAGGUAGUUGUCACACAGUUGAUGUGCUUUAUAGCCUUCUAUGAAUUCUUGGAGAUUAGGCCUUUAACUUUUGAGAUGGUGGCAAACUCAAUUUUCAUUCUUGCUGUUAACCAGCUAUAAAAGCUGAUUAGGUAGAGGAGAGAUAUUCAAAUUCAAUACUUGAAAUACUUCCACGUUGACACGUCGAGAGACUGAGUCAGGUUGGAAUGUAGACCAUUGGAAAUCUAUUUUAUUCUUAUUUUAACUACAAUUAAAUUCCAUUCCUUUCUCAGUUUUUGUUUUCUUGCUACUAUCUCCGGAAGACUAGAUCACUAAUAGUUCUGUUCCCUUGCAAAUGAAACGUGUACUGCUGACAUUUAAAUUCUGGGACUUUAUUUUGCGCUAAACUAGUGAGUGUUUUCAGCCCACACUCAAAAUUAGCACAGCAACAGAUUAAAUACAGAUUUUACUUCAAGUGCAAUUUUUGAAUUAUUGACCUUGCCAUGUGCACUGCUGUGGUUGUGCAUGAAGCCUAUCACAAUAUAAAACAAAGCAUCAGAGUUGACACUGCUUUAGGGCAGCUCAAAUGAUUUUUUUUUAAUGUUCUUGAUUCUGUUGCACUUUACUGAAUAGAAUAAACAAGUCGCUUUGAACCAGAGCAGUAUCAAAGGCAUAAAUGAUGGUUGUCAGAGUCCAAUAACUGUACAGUAUGUUUUAAAACGUUCAUUCUGGAGCUAAAAUAUUUUGUAUUAGGUGUAUUGAUAAUGUAAAAAAUAAUGUAUAUACAAAGAUAUGGCAUCUGAAAAGCUCAACUGGCACUACAAGAUAAUUUAAUAAAUGAUUAAGCAUGCAAUAUUCAGCAUUUGAUUGCUUAAUCAUUUAAGUUUCAAUUUCUUUAUCCCAUAUCUUUAAUAAUUCAAAUAAUUAAAAUGAAGAGUUUUGAAUAAAGUGAGGUUUGCAUACAACAACCAUGUUUAAUAUUAACUGUUGUGGAGAUUAUUUUUCAUCACUGUAUAUUUGGACCAUACACAGAUAGUGAAUGUCUAGGUAGAAUAUUGAAAGCCCAAGUAUUCUCAUAAUCUCAUCUUUCCAUUACCUGGCAUUACCUGAAUCCAGUAAACAAGCAAAUGCCAAUUAAAAAAAAAAGCACCAACCGAACCACAAAUGGUUUAGACAUCAGCACUGAGUUUUGGAUUAAAGUAAUUCAAGGACAUUAGAGUUUAUAUCAUGUUAAACAGUCCAUUUAGAUUAUUUUGUAACACUAAAAUGAGCAUUUUACAUCUCGAGCAUCAUAUUAUGCUCCUUUCAUAUUUCUGAAAUUCUGACUUAUCAAACACACAUUACCAGCGAAAUACAGGUUAAAGGCAGACUGCUGCUGACAGUUGCACAUAUUCUAAAGAAAACUCCACAUUUUAAAGCUGUUACAUUUUUAAACUUAAUGUAUAACAAUGGGGAGAAAAAGGCAGCUAGUUAUUUUAACUCUUUCAGAGAUCAUUUAUAGUUUCUGUACCUUUAUGGUAUCAUUGCUAAUACUCACAACAUGCUUGUUUUUAAAAAGCUACUUUUUGUCUGACUUUUAAUUGAUAUCCAUGAAGUGGAAUUAAAGUGCACAGCAAUGUGUUUAUUAGAUAGCAUUACAGAGGCCAGCCAGAUAACUAGCUAAAAGGACAUUUAAUUUUGUUUAUUCUCAAGACUUGAUAAAUAAAGUAAUGGAACCAAUUACCACAAACCACUUUGAAUUUCAGCUUGCUUUCCUAAUCAUCACACCAUCUUACUUAUAUCUGGAUACUGCCUUUGAUAUUGCUCUGGUAUAAUGCUUCUUAUUAGCUUUUCUGCAUGAUUAAAAAGUUUGACCAGGGUGGCCCAGAAAGAUAUGCCAGCAGAAUUAAUGAGCUUGGUAGUUUUUGUUAUGAAACUGUUGACAAAGUCACUGUGGUCAUCUGAUCACCUUCUGCUGGAUAUGAUGCAUGCCGUAGAACAGCCACCAAGAAGUGCAAUGGCAAAUCGAUAUCAUGCCUUCAGGAAACAUCUCCACAAGACAGGACCUAUCAUGGGAUUGGAGAAAUAAAGUCUUGAUCCUUACUUCAAAAUCUCUCAGCAUUUAGAGGUCAAUCUCUGGCUAACUGAUAAUAUGCAUAAAAUCUGCAAUUCUCAUCCAGGUAUCUAUUCAAAGCAAUACACUAACAAUUUCAGAAAUCAUAAGCAUCUUUUUUUAAUAUGAAUAAAGCUAUUCAUCAAUACACCUUCGUUACUGAUGGAAUGUGUGUUGUGUGUACAGUGACUGUUUUUUUCAGUCAAAUAGCAUGUUAAAUAAUAUAUGAAAAUAAACAUUUUUAAGGACUGUACAACACAAUGUAAAAUGUAUUUGGUAAAUAUGUUUCCUUGUAAAUAGAAGUUAUAUUUACUGCAAAAUUAAAUAAAUUGUGCAAACUA